AUGGAUGCAUUGGCAACGCUGAAUGCUGCAACACCAAAAUCUAAUGCAAUAUGGACUAUUCGUAUGAUCAAAGGCCGUGAUGAUACUCGAGUUGAUUUUCAGGAGUUUAGUCAGUUUGUGAAAUCAGUUUAUCAACUGUCGGAUAAAAAGGAAAAAAAGGGAAACCUAGCAAGGGGUUCAAUCGAUAGAAAGCUUUCGUUACAGGAUGCAGUUGCCAGAAAAGCUGAGGAGACUUUCAACGUGAGCUUUUGA
Molecule: messenger RNA, 252 nt
Organism: Enterobius vermicularis (human pinworm)
Lineage: Eukaryota; Metazoa; Nematoda; Chromadorea; Rhabditida; Oxyuridae
Source: the annotation of a GenBank genome assembly